AUGGCAAGAAAGAGACCGGCUUCAGCCGUGGAGACAGAGGACCAGGCUGCCUGCAUCCUUCGGCCGCCUCACGAUGCCGAGCGCCUCGCGGCCUUGGGCGCCGCGCUGCGCCGAGGGCGCCUCGUGUCCUUUCCCACGGAGACUGUGUAUGGCUUAGGAGCCAACGGCUUGGACCCAGAUGCAGUUCUCCAGAUCUUUGAGGCGAAGGGGAGGCCGCUGACGGAUCCCUGCAUCCUGCACGUGGCCAAAGCUGCCGAUGCGCUCCCGCUUCUGGACCUGGACAGCCUCCCUGGUGGCAGGGCUCUCUUCGAUGUGCUGACGAAGGAGUUCUGGCCCGGACCUCUCAGUAUUGUGGGUCCCGCGCGUGCAGUGGUUCCACCCCAGGUCACUGCAAGCACGGGAUUUGUGGCAGUCCGCUGCCCGUCCCAUCCCCUUGCGAGGCAGCUGGUCGAAGCCGCCGGUAAACCGCUGGCAGCGCCUUCAGCGAACCGCUUCGGCCACAUCUCGCCGACACUUCCUGAUCACGUGCUUCAGGACUUGCAGCAUGUGCCCUUCCUUCAGAUAAUCGAUGGCGGGCCCUGCAAUGUUGGCAUUGAGUCCACGGUAGUCAAGCUUGACCUGGCUGGCACUCCAAAAUCGCUGCAGCUGCUGCGGCAAGGCGGUUUGCCGCGAGAGCGGUUGGAAUCCUACCUGACAGAGUGCUUUCAACGUGGAGAGCUCCAGGAAAGCAUCCCCGUGGUGUCCAUAGCCCGGAAUCCCAGGUCAGGCCCAGUGGUCAAGCCGGAUGAUGAGGCGCAGAUGGCCCCUGGCAUGCUCUUGAAGCACUAUGCGCCAUCUGUACACACGGUGCUUCUCUCACCCGAUGCGUCUCCAGCAUGCGAGUCGGAGAUGUCAAUGCUGCCAAGCCGGAGCUUGUUGAUUGAUUUCGGCGGAAGGCAAUCGGAUCGUCACGCCCUCUUCCUGAAGGUUUACGACCUCUGUGAGGAGAAUGGAACAGCUGGCAAAGGAACAGCUGAGGACGCCUGCAGGCAUGUCUUUGCCACUCUGCGAGCUGCAGAAGCAUAUGCGAUCGCAGAGAAGGUGGAGCUCAUAUGCGUGGCAGACUUCGACCCAGAAGGUUUGGGAGGAUACGCCGAGGCUUUGCACGACAGGUGCAGGUACGGUAUGUAUGCAUGGUAUAGUGGCUUAAUGCUUGGUCAGGUUGUUUCGAUCCGCUUCGGGGCAACGACUCCUUUCGAUUCUGGUCAGUUCGUUGCAGCUAAAGAUGAGCAGUCUCACCUAUUGAGCGAGCGGCAGUUUGGCCGAGCAGCAUUUUUCUGCCAAGAGCGGUUAAAAUUCCUCAUGUCGCGAGGAGACCUUGCCACGUGGUUGCUCGAACAUACGCUCCCUGGUUUGACCUUCGACCAGGUCAUGGACAACUUCUGUGGGACGGUCGCAGCUGGGUGCGUUGUUUCGUACGUCCUGGGCCUUGGAGAUCGCCAUUUGGAGAACAUCUGCCUCACGAAGCAGGGUGAGUUUUUCCACAUCGACUUCGGUUACUUCCUAGGAGAAGAUCCAAAGCCCUUCGCGCCGCAGGUCAGGCUUCCCGCUCAAGUCGCACAAGCAUUGCUGGCGACGAAUCGACUUCACCUCCUCUACACCCUAGCCAGGCGUGCUUACCUGGCCUUGCGACCCUUUGGCACUCUGUUCGCCGGGCUCCUGAACCUGGAGGUCGAGAAUGGCCAAAGGUAUGGGAGGCUGGCCAAGGAUUCCGAGACUGCCAUUGCAGGGAUGCUCGAGCGCCUUCGCAUUGACCAGGAAGACGAAGAGAGGGCCGCAGCCGAAUUUCUGGCUCUGGUCCAGUCCCCGGAAUACGCGGCCAAGUGCGAGAGUUGUAAGGUACUGAGAGUUUGUAGCCAAGUUCGAAUAGAAGCAGCAGGGCAGCGCGGAAGUCGGAAGCCCGUGCUUCCGGCACAGAGCGCCAUGCCUGCUACAGACGCUUCCGACGCGCGUGCUUUGGCAGCGGCGCCCCUUGUGCCGGUUCAGAGGGUCAGGUGGAGAUCGAAUGCCACGCUCCAGCGCGUUCUGGGGCUGACCUUGAAAGCAUCGCUGCUCUCCGCUGACCGGUUUUUCGAUUUGUUCAGCCUUUGGAAAAUCCUGCGCACGUCGAGUACUUGGCUCGACGUGGUGCAACAGACAAGCUUCUGGCUUCUCUGCUUUGGAGCGUUGGCUUCAACGGUUUUAUCGGCCCUGACCUUGAGCCGACACCGUGCAGCAAUUCGCCAAAACCGUCCUUAUGGCUGGGGUCUGGCGUUGUUCAUCUCUGCAAUCCAGCUGGCCCCUCUUGUGGAAAUGGUGGACAAGAUCGGCGAUGGAUUCUGUUGGGGCGUGGGUGAGGAGGAUGUCUUGAGCUCGGUGGCAUCUGUGAUCAGUAGCUCCCCGCACGAUGGGCCCACGGCAGCCGCAGCUCUAGCUCGGCGCUCCAGGCGCCAGGCAAUGGCUGAGAUGAAAGGGAGCCGGUACGGUGAGAAUCUGAUGCGUGGUCUUCGGAAGCUGACGAUUGCCAGCUUACCUUUGAUCCUCCUGUCGGCAAUUGUGCACUCGGCAUGGCUCCGCGAAAUCGCGCAGGCGCCACACGCAUGGGAUGGCAACUACACCGCAGAAGCAUCAGCGCUGGCCGUGGGCAUCAUUUGCUUGGCCAUGGCGUGUGCCGAUGUGGUGCUUUAUGUCUGGGUGGAUGACGCCUUCGUUCGCACCCACAAGAAACUGGUCCAGAUACACUACUUCAUCGAGAUCCUGACCAGGCUCCCCUUGUGCCUUCUACUGCACUGCGUCCACUUCGACAAGUGCAAUCCGCUCCUCUUCCUGUGGAUGGGCGAUGUAACCACCAGCGUCCUGCUGCUUCUGAUGCCCACGCUGUGGGGCUGGACACGUCGGCGGCUAUCUUGCCGCCACGCCUGGAGCCAGGUCGCCAGUGCCGUCAUCAUGUCUCAGAUCCUCUUCUUCGUGAACAUCACCGUGUUUGAUCCCCGAGAAGCGUUCCAGUUCGUCAACGCUGGGUUCUACAUCGUGAAGUACAUGGAGGCCUUCAUAAUCUGCAAAAUGCUUCAGUGGCACGGUGGGUUUCAGUCGGGGUUCCUGCAGCGGCUGAGCGAGUUUGAGCUAGCUGCUGUGCUGCUCAGUGCAGCCGUCGUGUGGGUUGUGGUGCCAAAGUUGCGGGCCCUUCAGGAUGCGACCUCCUCCUCCGAAGCCAUCCCGCGACUUUCGCGGCUCUUACCCACUGGAGAGGUGCCUGGCGACCUCGAGGCAGGCCGCCGAUCUCGCAGCCAGCUCUUCGGGAUACCUCAGGGCCUCUCCCUGGAGCUGGGCACUGUGGGAUCGCCCCAGAGCUCCUCCGCGCUCGUCGCGCGGCUCCGAGGGGGUCAGGCCCCACGGCCCGCCACACAACGUCUGGACUUGCUCGGCGACAUGUUGGAAGGCUUGUGCCUUCUAAGUCAGUCGCAGAGUUCUCGCAACCGGCCAGCUGUGGCACGCAGCACGGUUGUGGAUGUGCUGUGGUCCUUGGUCCUGCCCUGGGAUGGCGAGUACGAUGACGGACGCGGAGGAGUUGUGAAGCUGGAAACCUUGGAUGUCGAAAAGGGGGCUGUGCUUAUCAAGAGGCAGAAGCCCACAGACGGAGAGGAAGGCUCCGCAUCCAGCAUGGCUUCGGAGAGAGAGACGGAAGCACUGGGCGUCAUUUUUCAAGGCACGGUGCUGGAGGUCGUGCUGAGUCAGCAGGAGGGGCGAAAGCUUGGAUCCUUCACUGGUAAGCAGAUCCUUUUUGCAGAUGAGCUGGGUACAGUCUGGACUCGCCGCAAGUGCAAGGGCCGGGAGGGCCGGGAGUGCGAGAAUGGUUCCACCGCACCCGCGGCCGCGAGGGAAGUCUUGAGGCUGGUUCUUACACAGUUGCUGCUCUCCUUGCGGUGGGAGCCGACACAUCUGGGCAUCGGACCCUCGAGCGCCUCUACUGGAGCCCUUGUGGCCAUCGACGCAUCCCAAAGGCCGCUGCUGAGCUUCCUGCUGCGCUACGCCACGGGGACGCAGGACCUCACCCUCCUCUCGGAGAUAUACUGGUCACUCUGGUGCUUGUCGGAGGAUUCCUUAGAUGCUGAGCGUAUCACCUAUGACAAAGCCCGCUGGGUGCUGAUCAAAUCUCUUGCAGGGACCAUCGAGUUCUGGGAUGGAGCCCGUGGCACGCGCUUGGACAAUAUGUGUCCGGAUGUUGACCGUAUCGUUUCCUUUCGCAGCGCCGCGCUGCGCUUGCUGACGCAGCAGGCUUCGCUGUGGCAGCAAACGCUCAGCCUCGCAGACCUUGGUGCCCAGACGGUGGGUGAGACAGCGGAGAAGACACGAGCAGUGCGGAGUCGGCUCCUUGAGCUGAAGAAGGCUGCGGAGGACCUGGGCACUGCCCUGUUCUCGGAGGCGCGCCACCAGGAAUACCUGCCAGAAGAUGCCUACAUGGAAGAAGUGCUCGAGGCCGGGCUGGUGUAG
Symbiodinium natans is the source of this 4509-nucleotide messenger RNA. NCBI's taxonomy places the organism in Eukaryota, Dinophyceae, Suessiales, Symbiodiniaceae. The record is from the annotation of a GenBank genome assembly.